AUGCCCAAGGACGGCAGCGCCGCCAAACAGCAGCAGCUCGGGCAGAAGGCCUUCCGCACCGUCAUCCCUCUCUCCGAGUCCAGCGACGGGUUCACGGACGCGGAGAAGACGGCUACGGUGUUGGCCAACCGCGCGCGGGUGCUGAUGCGGCUGCGCAAGUGGUCGGAUGCCGUGCGAGACCUUAAGGAGGCGGGGGUGGGAGCCGCCUCGCCGAACGGACAGCGCGACGUGGCGCUCGCGUGGGACCUCGGCCGGGCGCUCUUCCUCGGCGGCCAGCUCGAGGAGAGCGUGCAGGCGCAUCGCCAGCUGUUGGCCCAGCUCGAGAAGGCCAACGCGGGCGCCGAUCCGGCCUCUCCGCUGCAGCGGGCCGAGAAGGAGACGCUCCUCCUCCUGGCCCAGCUGGCCUACCACCAAGGCGACGUCACCCAGGCCAAGAAAUACGUCAUGCAGUGCGUGAAGAAGGACGGCAGCUACCUGGGCGGCUGGCAGAUGAUGAGCGGCCUGGGCCUGCUCAUCGAGGACUACACCGUGGCGCAGACCGCGCUCCAGCAGAUCCAGAAGCUGAGCAAGACGCCGUCAGCUCAUCUCUACGCCAUGCAAGCCGUUCUCUCGCUGAUGCAGAACAAGAGCGAAGAGGCCAAGCGACAGGUGAGCAAGGCGUACCAUCUGUUCCCCGACAAGGAGGAGUCGUGGGACUCUCUGGCAUGGCUGGUCAUGGACUAUUUCCAGAGCGGAGACGCCCUGCGCACCCUCUGCCUCAACUCUUCCCACCUCACCUUCCCGCAGCUCCAGGACUACGUUGCGAGGCAUCGGCUCAUCUCGGAGGCCCUCCUGCAGUUCGGCCGGAACGUCCCGGCGGCCCAGGACGACACUGCAAGUAACGCGGUGCCUCGGGCUCGGUGGGACGGUGGCCUCAAGGCGGUGCUGAGCCAUGUGACGAAGAUGAUCCACGUCGACCCGCUCGGCAAGCACUCCUGGUUCCUGUUCGCCGCGGCCUCGUACUCGCAGUGCCUCAUCUCGGCGGCGCCCGCCGUCCAGGCCCGCUCCACCGACUCUGUGCUGCGCCACGUGCUCGGCUUGCACGCGGAGGAGAAGGCCCGGUUGGCGCAGGCGCUCGAGCUCCUCCACAAGACGCACAAGGACGCGGCCAAGGCCCAGCAUCCCGGCAAGGAGCGGUACGACGAGGCCGGCCUCGUCCGCGAGAUGCGGGACGUCGAAGCGAAGCUGUUCUUCCUGCGCCUGGCGAUCAGCGAUUGCUGUCUGCUUCAGGACGGCGAGCAGCGCGUCGCCGAGGCCUUGCAGCUGGCCAACGAGGCAUCGGCCUCCUUCACCGGGGAGGGCGAGGGCAAAAAGAAGGCCGACGCCUUCUGCCACCGACAGCUGGCGCGCUGCCACCUGGCCCAGAAGAAGGUCGACCUGGCCAUCAGGGAGUACAAGGAGGCCAUCAAAAUCCAAGGCGAUCGCGUUCCGCUGUUGUGGUUCGAGCUGGCGGAGCUGUACCAGCAGGAAGACCAGGCCGACGCCGCAGCGUUCAGCUACAGGCGGGUCAUCGAGACCUUUGCCGGCGACAAGCCGCAGCACAAGAGCACGCGGCGCGUGGCCCUGCUCAAGCUGGCCCGCCUCUACAUCUCGCUCGAGAGGUGGGGCGACGCCCAGUCCACCCUCGCCCAAGUGAUCAAGCUCAGCCCCGACAACCCGGUGGCUCUGUUCAUGCAGGGCGUGGUGAGCGCGCACAACAAGGAGUACAACAAGGCGCGGGCCUUGCUGCUCAACGCCCAGCGGCGGGAGGAGCGCAAGACCGGCGCCCCGCUGCCCCUCACGCACCUCCACCUCUCGCAGCUCUGCGAGCAGAUCACCAACAAGGACCUGCCCGCCGCCCAGGCCCACGCCCAGCUCGAGCUCGCCCUCCUCCAGGGCGCCUCCGCCUCCUCCUCCGUCGCCGUGCCGCCGUCCGUCUUCGACAAGGUCCAGGCCAGGAUCGACAAGCUCGCCCCUGCGCGGGAGCGGGCCUCAGAACUCGACAACGACCUGGUUGUCGUGAGCGAGUUCGCGCCAGUCUUGGUUGGAUCGGUAGAUGCCGAGCUUCUUCAUAGGCGGGUGUUCGAUCAGCAUCCGCACGACCUGCGGCCCCUGGUUGUGCUCGAAUCCGCUCAGACACGCCAGGUUGAGCUCCUCGAGGCGCGGGCACCCGGCCAGGAGCCCACUCCAGGCCGCCAGCUGCACCCCACCGUUUGGAGCGAUCCGCGAGCGGUGGGCCAGGUCGAGCCGACGCAGUUUGGGCAGCCGGGCCGCGAUGAUAUCCACCAUGAGCGGCGAGCUGUCACUCCAGCUACGCAGCGACAGCUCCUCGAGCAAUGGGAGGCGGGCCAGUACUAA
Messenger RNA from Acanthamoeba castellanii str. Neff, 2376 nucleotides. RefSeq names its product tetratricopeptide repeat domain containing protein. The transcript has 11 exons. Gene Ontology annotation, cellular component: Ski complex. The coding region runs from base 1 to 2376 and encodes 791 amino acids. Gene Ontology annotation, molecular function: protein binding. The record is from RefSeq and is a predicted model, not a curated record. Lineage: Eukaryota; Discosea; Longamoebia; Acanthamoebidae.